Molecule: messenger RNA, 4638 nt
Organism: Penicillium griseofulvum
Lineage: Eukaryota; Fungi; Ascomycota; Eurotiomycetes; Eurotiales; Aspergillaceae
Product: Catalase, mono-functional, heme-containing
Exons: 18
Coding region: 1-4638 (1545 amino acids)
Biological process (GO): monoatomic cation transport; hydrogen peroxide catabolic process; response to oxidative stress
Cellular component (GO): cytosol; membrane
Molecular function (GO): heme binding; catalase activity; monoatomic cation transmembrane transporter activity
Source: RefSeq, a predicted model, not a curated record
AUGGCACCAAAUCCAAAUCCCAAGACUGCAGACGGCAAAAAAGCCGAUCUGCAAAAGGACACCAUCGACAUCCACAGCAAGCAGCACAUGACAACCGACCACGGCGUUAAAAUCUCCAACCCAGACCAAUGGCUCCGUGUCGUAGACGAAAAGAAGACUGGGCCCUCGCUCCUAGAAGACCAAAUCGCCCGUGAGAAGAUAAUGCGCUUCGACCAUGAACGUAUUCCAGAGCGAGUAGUUCACGCGCGCGGCACAGGUGCCUUUGGUAAAUUCAAACUAUUCGAGAGUGCCGAGGACGUAACAACCGCCGGGGUCCUAACCGAUACCAGCCGGGAGACGCCGCUGUUCGUGCGGUUCUCGACCGUUCAGGGUAGCAAGGGCAGCGCGGAUACGGUGCGCGAUGUGCGCGGGUUCGCCAUCAAGAUGUAUACCGCGGAGGGCAAUUGGGAUAUCGUCGGGAAUAAUAUUCCUGUCUUCUUUAUUCAGGACUCGAUCAAGUUCCCUGAUGUGAUUCAUGCUGUUAAGCCUGAGCCGCAUAAUGAGGUGCCGCAGGCUCAGUCUGCGCAUAAUAAUUUCUGGGAUUUCCAAUAUAUGCAUUCGGAGGUUACGCAUAUGAAUCAGUGGAUUAUGUCUGAUAGAGCGAUUCCACGGUCGUUCCGGAUGAUGCAGGGUUUCGGUGUGAAUACCUAUUCCUUGAUUAACAAGGCUGGAAAGCGUCAUUUCGUCAAAUUCCACUUCACUCCAGAGCUGGGCGUGCACUCGCUCGUCUGGGACGAGGCACUGAAGAUCGGCGGACAGGAUCCCGACUUCCACCGGAAAGAUUUGAUGGAGGCGAUUGAGGCAGGGCACUUCCCACGCUGGAAGUUUGGCAUCCAGCUCAUUCCCGAAGAGAAGGUUGACGACUUCGAGUUCGACCCUCUUGAUGCCACUAAGGUCUGGCCCGAGGAGCUAGUACCUAUCCGUUACAUCGGCGAGUUGGAACUCAACCGCAACAUCGACGAGUUCUUCCCUCAGACCGAGCAGGUCGCCUUCUGCACGAGUCACAUCGUGCCUGGCAUUGACUUCUCUGACGACCCUUUGCUCCAAGGUCGCAACUUCUCAUACUUUGACACGCAGAUCUCACGACUCGGACCGAACUGGGAGGAACUGCCCAUCAACCGGCCAGUAUGUCCAUACAUGAGCCUAGUCAACCGGGACGGCCAGGGUAGACACCGCAUCACAAAGGGUAAGGUGAACUACUGGCCAAACCGAUUUGAGGCCAACCCGCCCGCGACACAAGAGCAGGGUGGCUUCGUCAGCUACCCGCAGAAGCAACAAGGUGCAAAGAAGCGGGCGCUGUCAGAGAAGUUCAAGGAGCACUUCAAUCAAGCCCAGGUAUUCUACAAUUCCCUCUCACCGAUUGAAAAGAUGCACGUGGCGAAGGCAUUCUCGUUCGAGCUAGACCACUGUGACGACCCGAUCGUCUACAAGCGCAUGACAGAGCGUCUAUCCGCAAUCGAUCUAGACCUAGCCAAGAAGGUUGCGAAGAAUGUCGGCGGUGAUACACCUGUUAAGUCCCCAAAAGAAAACAAAGGCAUCAAAGCCAAGGGUCUGAGCCAGCUUGAAUUCAUGCCGAAGACACCUAUCAUCACGACGCGUCGUGUCGCCAUCCUGCUUGCCGACGACUUUGACUUCAACCAGUAUACCACGAUGAAAGAAGUGCUUACCGAUCGCGGGGCGUUCGUUUUCACUAUUGGUGCGCAGCGUCAGGGCGUGACUGCCGAGUCUGGGCAGAAGGUUAUUCCCGAUCACUUCUUUAAUGGGGCGCGGUCAACACUGUUCGAUGCGGUCUACGUGCCCGGUGGAAAACAUAUUCAGGCACUGUUGAGUAAUGGUGUUGCGAAGCACUGGAUCUCUGAGUCUUUCGCUCAUCUCAAGGCCAUUGCUGGUGCUAACGAGGCUGUGCCGUUUAUUGAACGGCAGAUCGGGCUUUCUGAGGUUGAAGUUGCGAAGAGUGGCUCGCCACUAAAGGAGUCCUAUGGUGUUGUUACAGGCUAUGGAGAUGCAGUUUCGUUGUUGAAGGUUGUGGGCUUUUAUACCCACUCUAUUGCUCUGAUUGCGGAUGCUUUCCACUAUCUGAAUGAUUUGGUUGGAUUUAUCAUUGCGCUUGUUGCAUUGAAGAGAUCCGAGCGCAGUGACUCGCCCAAGGAACUUACUUUUGGAUGGCAGCGGGCUCAGCUACUCGGCGCCUUUUUCAAUGGUGUUCUUCUACUUGGCUUGGGUAUCAGUAUAUUUUUGCAGUCCAUCGAGCGAUUUAUUGCUGUGCAACAUGUCCACGAUCCCAAGUUGAUGUUUAUCCUUGGAUGUAUCGGAUUGGGCCUAAACAUUAUUAGCGUAGUCUUUCUUCACGAGCAUGGACCCGGACAUGAACACAGCCAUAGCCUAUCCACAAUUGAGGCACCGGUUCUUCACCUCGGUGACGAAUGCCAUGAUUCAAGUACCAAGCAUCACGAUCACAAGCAUCUUCAUUUCGAAAAACUUCACUGCGCAGACUCAGGCCACGGUCAUGGUCAUGGCAGUCACGACCACGGUGAUCUUGGUAUGAUGGGAGUCAUGAUCCACGUUCUCGGCGAUGCAAUCAAUAACCUGGGCGUUAUGGCCGCCGGUCUGGUUAUCUGGCUCGCAGCACCCCAUGCCGGCCGAUACUAUGCCGAUCCCGGGGUGAGCAUGUUUAUUGCCAUUCUCAUUAUUCUGUCAUCUUUCCCUCUGAUGCACCGAGCGGGAAUGAUCCUACUGGAGAGCGCACCGACGGGGAUUGACAUUAAAGGUGUCAAAUCAAUUCAUGAACUCCACAUCUGGCGCCUUAACCAACAAAAAACACUCGCCUCAGUGCACGUUGUUGUGUCCGAUAACUCAGUCGAGGAGUUUAUGAAGACUGCCCAGGUGAUCAAUGAGUGUUUCCAUGUCUAUGGAAUUCACUCGAUUACAAUGCAGCCCGAGAUAUCAGAAGUUUCUGAAUCAUCCCGGUGCCAGGUUAUCUGCGGGACGGCACAAGCCCAGAAAGGCAAAGACAUCUUAAACAAUUCUAUUCCGAAGCAAUGGCUUCUCCCCAUCGACAGGCUGCCACCAGUCACGCAGAAGAGUGUGGUGGAUUUCCCUCAACAAAGCGGGGUGUUGAAUGAGCGCGAGCUUGCCAUUACUGAUAUGUCCGCCACGGCACUUGUGACAGAAAUGGGCAAUGGAAAAAUGAGCGCCGAAGAAGUCGUGGUUGCGUUUUUGAAGAGGGCCGUGUUGGGCCAUCAACUGCUCAAUUUUGCAACUGAAUUUAUGGCCGACGAGGCCAUCGCUCGGGCCAAAGAGCAUGAUGAGUACUACAGACGUACAGGAGAACUGGUUGGGCCUCUGCAUGGCAUACCUAUCAGCGUGAAAGAGCAUAUAUCAAUGAAGAAUCGAAUGUGUAACACGGGAUAUGUAGCUUGGGUCGACAAAGUCACCACGGAAGAUUCAUUUCUUCUCCAACUCCUAUCGAAAGCCGGGGCCAUUUUUCAUGUUCGGACUAACCAACCCCAAUCCUUAAUGCACCUGUGUUGCAGCAACAACAUUACCGGCACAACCUUAAACCCACUCAACCGGACUCUAAGUCCAGGGGGCUCCUCUGGAGGCGAAGGUGCCUCAAUGGGCUUUCGGUGCGCGCCACUCGGCAUUGGAACGGACAUCGGCGGAUCAAUUCGCUGCCCGGCAGCGUUUUGCGGUGUGUACGGCUUCCGUCCAUCCUCACUGCGGAACCCCGUAACAGGGCUUAAAGUAGCUGCGUCGGGUCAGGAGACAAUCCGCGGCGUGGUGGGUCCGAUGGCUAGUCGCUCGAUCGAGGAUCUAGAGCUGUUCCAGAGAGCCGUGUUGGAACAGGAGCCUUGGGACAUUGAGACAUCUCUGAUGCCUGUGCCGUGGAAGGUGGUUGCUCCGAUGCGGGACAUGACGGUGGCUAUUAUGUGGGAUGAUGGCUGGGUCCGCCCUCAUCCACCCAUCACUCGUGCUUUGAGACAUGCCAAGGAGAAGCUGGUAGCGGCAGGUGUGAAAGUCGUAGACUGGGAGCCAUAUAAGCACCAGCAUGGCUGGGAAGUUAUUUCCGCUCUGUACUACCCUGACGCUGCUAGCAAGCAACGCGAAAUGCUUGCUAAAUCAGGCGAGCCAGCACGCCCACUAACCGACUGGGCGCUCUCCUACAGCCGAAACACGCCUCUUUCUCACCCUGAGGCAUGGGCCCUGCAUGACCAGCGCGAUAUUUAUAGAGACGAAUACCACGCUCUCCUCAAGCGUCGUGGUGUUGACUUUAUUCUCUCCCCGACAUAUCCCGCUGCUGCGGCAGUGAUGGGCGAGUCGCAGUAUUGGAAUUAUACUGCAAUUUGGAACUUGGUAGAUUUGCCUUCUGUGGUGUUCCCGUCUGGGAUCACUGUGGACCCAAAGAUAGAUGCGUUGACGGAGCAGGAUAGGAAAUAUAUUCCUAGGGACAAGGUUGAUGAGAGGGAGUGGCUUAAGUACCAGAAUCCAGAGAGAUAUGAAGGUGCGUCGGUGGGACUGCAGAUUGCUGGGAGGCGGUUUAAGGAUGAGGAAACAUUAGCGGCAGCCAAGGUUGUCGAGGAGAUCAUUAGAGAUAGUUAA